Messenger RNA from Dictyostelium discoideum AX4, 1200 nucleotides. RefSeq lists its product as hypothetical. NCBI's taxonomy places the organism in Eukaryota, Evosea, Eumycetozoa, Dictyosteliales, Dictyosteliaceae. The transcript has a single exon. The coding region runs from base 1 to 1200 and encodes 399 amino acids. Gene Ontology annotation, molecular function: ribosome binding; translation regulator activity. The record is from RefSeq and is a predicted model, not a curated record.
AUGAUUAUUUUAUAUUCAUUAAAUGACUGUUUAUUUGAGCAUAAUUAUGAAGUUACAUCAUUGGCAACAAAUGGUAUACGUUAUUUAAUAUCAGGAUCAAAAGAUUGUACAGUUAAAGUUUGGAUUGUUGAAAGUGAUAAACCAACGACUCUAUAUAGAACAUUAAUAGGUCACUCAAGUAUUAUUCAAGAUGUGGCAAUAACUCAAGAUGAAAAAUAUGUUAUUUCAGGUUCAUGGGAUGGUAAUGUUUGCAUUUGGGAUAUUGAAAGUGGUCAAUGUAUUAAAACUAUAAAACAUCAAUCACAAAUUAUGAAAGUUUCAUAUAUACAUCAACAAAAUGGUGAUUUUAUAUCAUCCAUUACAAAUGAUGGCACAGUAAUGAUUUGGAAAUUAUUUUUUAAAAAAAUAAAAGAUGAAAAUCAAAAUGAAGAAAAACAAGAAAAAGAAAAAGAAGAAGAAGAACCAAAAUUUUAUAAAUCAUAUCAUGAAAAAGGAAUUUUCAAUACUAGUUGUGCAUUUUCUACAUCUGAGGAUAUUAAUCCAAUUUUAUGUACAUCUGGAAGUGAUGGAAAAAUAUUCAGUUGUUUUGAUGAAUUUAGAAAUCAGUAUAAAUUAUCAAAAAGUGAUGAAUUCGAAGAAACCAUUAGAAACCAUGUCAAUGAUGAUGAUGGUAAUAAUAAUGAUAAAAAUGUAAAAAUUUGGAAACAUGAUAGUGAUGGUAUUAUAAAUUAUCUAUUAUUUUCACCUGCAAAUCUUUUUAUAUCAUCAGGUUGUAGCGAAGGAAUUGUUUGUCUUUGGAGAUACGAUGAUUGUAAUGAAUUUAUAAAAUUAAAUUGUAAUAGUCCAGUUAAUAGUUUUAGUUAUAAUCCUGCUAUGCUUUUAUGUGCAACUGCGAGUGAUGAUAAUAUUUUAAUAUGGGAUUUAGAAAAAAAAAAAAUUUUAACAACAAUUGUAAUUGAUGAUUUCGACAGUCAACUUAUCAAUAAUGAUGAAAAUAAAGAUGAAAUAAUUUUAAAAGUUAAGAAUCUUCAAAGAUAUAAAGAAUCUUAUAAAGCUCAAUUAAAAUAUCAUCAAAAAAAUAGUGAUAAACCAUUAAUUCGUUCAUUAUCAAUAGUUUGGUUUUCUUAUGAUAUUAUUUUUGUAGCAUGUGAUGAUAACACUAUUAGAAGAUAUAAAAUAAAUAAUAUUUACGAAAAUUAA